This is a messenger RNA of Paraglomus brasilianum, 864 nucleotides long. The record is from the annotation of a GenBank genome assembly. NCBI's taxonomy places the organism in Eukaryota, Fungi, Glomeromycota, Glomeromycetes, Paraglomerales, Paraglomeraceae.
AUGCCAAAACAAGGUCGAAAGCGACUGCCCCCAAGUACUGCUCCUGGGGAAUUCUGCACAUAUCUCGAUAUUCGUCUGACGAAAACAGAGAAAAAUCUCCUGCAGAAUCCACCCUUUAUUCAUACGCUACCGUUGGAAAGAUUACUGGAUCCAACACCCUCCCCGCGUUCGAGACGCCGUGCCAAUUCAUCCAAGGCGCCGCGGCCACAGAAUGCAUUUAUAUUGUAUCGCAGAGAUUUUGUAGAGCGAGUGGCUAGAACGAGCCAAAAAAUGUCGCUGAAUAAUAUCUCGAGGCAAGCGUCCGAGAGUUGGAAUAACGAAAGCGUCGAGGUACGACACUACUUUAUUGUGUUGGCUGACUUGUGCAAGAAGAGGCACGCAGAGAGAUUUCCAGGAUACAAGUACUCGCCGAGACAGAAGAAGGAUAAGGACGAGAGAGAUAAUGUUGUAUCAAGCCAGAUUGCACACGAGGCUCAGUUUCAAUUUAUCCCAGCAUUACAAAACUCUCCUUCGCCUUCGUUGACAUACGAGUCACCCUCGUCGAUGUCACUAUCUCCCAACACAUCCGAAGUCUCGUCACCACUACUUCAUACGGUUAACCCGUGCAUGUACGUUGAAAAUGGGCCCAUGGUAUAUAAUCCUAGUUGUAUCAGUUACGAGACGCUUCUUUUCUGUGAUAUGGGAUUGGCUCCGACACCAGACUCGUAUAGCAUGGGUCAGUCUCACGAUCCAAGUUACAACAUUAUGGAAUAUAUGCCUGAAUUUUCUGCGCAGCAGGCACCAAAUGUUGAGUCUUGGGCCAAUGACAGUAUUAACACAAAUGCGUGUGAAGAUAUCAAUGAAAAUGAUUAUUUUAUUUUUUGA